CGACCCUUUGUCACGUGUUUUCUGGUAAAAACAAAGUAACUAGUGCUCGGGCUUCUUUCAGUUGUAGUGCUAGUGCUCAAGCGAAGGAUAUGGCAGAAGAGAACAGGCAGCUGCUAGGUAACCAGACUGAGAGCGAGCCAGAGGACGAGAUCAAGCCGCACAGUCCUCCACCACCGUACCUAGACCCCCGCACUGGAGCCAGGGACAUCCAAUAUAAGAAGCUACCUACAGUGAUAUAUAUACUAGAGAAAACUGGACUCCUGAGCUUCAAACCAUUACUCAGCCACAAGUCACUUAUAUUAGUUCUCACUUUCAUCUGCUAUACAAGCUACCAUCUCUCCAGAAAACCAUUCAGUGUUGUGAAGGUGGUAUUGUGCCCACAAUGUGCCAACUGCAGCUUCUCCAGUGACACAGGAUGGGCACCAUUCAAUCAAAGUUCUCAGCAUGGCAACACUCUGCUGGGAGUAGUAGAUUACUCCUGGCUGUUUGCAUACGCCAUCUCCAUGUUUAUCAGUGGACAGAUUGCCGACAGAGUUAACCUCCGAUACUUUCUGUUCAUGGGGAUGACCGGUAGUGCGAUCUCUGUUGCUCUACUGGGAGUGGCCUACUUUGCCAACAUUCACGCCCUGUGGUACUUUAUUGUUGUGCAGGUAUUUGGAGGAAUAAUGCAGAGCACCGGAUGGCCUGGCACAGUUGCUGUGAUGUCACACUGGUUUGGAAAACACAAUCGUGGUCUCAUCAUGGGCAUCUGGAAUUCUCACACUUCAGUAGGCAAUAUCUUGGGUACCAUCAUCCCCUCAUUCUGGGCAGACUGUGACGGAGAACCUAGUCCUUGGGGAUGGUCGUUCAUUGUACCAGCUGCUAUAAUGCUGGCUGCUGGGGUACUCAUGUUCCUCAUGCUUGUUGUGGACCCUCGGCACGUUGGACUGCCUCCACCAAGACACACCACCAAUCAGCCAGUUGAGAGCAGCCCACCCCCUGAUCCAGUGGCCCGUGAGGUGUACGGUCGCCUCCAUCCAGAGCUGGACGUUGACAACGAGUUUGACAAGAAGAAGAGACAGCAAGAGCAGGAUCUACUGAGUGACGACUCUGGGAGUAUUCAAGUCCCCGUUGUACGAAAGUCCCAUCUGAAGCCCAAAUCUAAACCCAUCAACAUUCUCAGAGCAAUAUGCAUUCCUGGUGUUAUUGAGUAUUCUCUGGCUCUAUUCUUUGACAAACUGGUCAGCUACACAUUCCUCUACUGGCUACCAUUCUAUGUGAAAAACAAACUGACCUAUCUGUCUGGCCCGGAGUCCGACUGGCUCUCAACUCUCUUUGAUGUCGGUGGAAUAAUAGGUGGUAUUGCUGCUGGACUUGUGUCUGACCUGCUGCAGGCCAGGGCCAUCACCUGUGUCACCAUGCUCAUCCUGGCCAUACCCUCACUAUUUUUUCUGGAGGCGUAUGCUGACGAACAAUUUGGCUUCUUCAUUGUCAUGCUCAUCCUCUCUGGGAUCUUUGUCAAUGGCCCCUACUCCAUGAUCACCACGGCCGUGUCCAGUGACUUGGGUACUCACGAGUCUCUCAAGAACAACCAGAAUGCCAAGGCCACUGUGACGGCCAUUAUUGACGGCACUGGAUCCCUGGGGGCAGCUGUUGGUCCACUUAUUGUCGGCUGGCUCACCAGUGAAUAUGACUGGAUGGCUGCAUUCUAUGUGUUGAUGGGUUCGUGCCUCAUAUCAGCCUUGUUUCUCUCACGGCUUUUGUACAGAGAUAUCAAGAGCAUUUACCUGCGAUGCGAAAGCAGAUAUCGAAGUGUCUGUCCCUUGCUUGUGAGAAGGUUGAUAGAAACGCCAGUCAACAUUGAGCUCACCUCCAUUACCACGCAUGACAAUGAAAUUGAAAAUAGCUAGCCUAGCAUUUUGUCACUCUCAGUGCAGGCAUAUAUGUUCAAUUCCAAUUUUCAAUUGUUUCUGUACACGAGUUUG
Molecule: messenger RNA, 1964 nt
Organism: Halichondria panicea
Lineage: Eukaryota; Metazoa; Porifera; Demospongiae; Suberitida; Halichondriidae
Product: glucose-6-phosphate exchanger SLC37A2-like
Exons: 18
Coding region: 90-1889 (599 amino acids)
Biological process (GO): transmembrane transport
Molecular function (GO): transmembrane transporter activity
Source: RefSeq, a predicted model, not a curated record